Coffea eugenioides is the source of this 1482-nucleotide messenger RNA. RefSeq names its product MDIS1-interacting receptor like kinase 2-like. The coding region runs from base 1 to 1482 and encodes 493 amino acids. NCBI's taxonomy places the organism in Eukaryota, Viridiplantae, Streptophyta, Magnoliopsida, Gentianales, Rubiaceae. The record is from RefSeq and is a predicted model, not a curated record. Gene Ontology annotation, molecular function: protein binding. The transcript has 2 exons.
AUGGGUUCUUUUGAAUUUAUCUCUAUAUUCAUUAUGGUCCUACUUUUCCCAUCAUCUCAUCCCAAAGCCAAAGGUGUCGCUUCAGAUUCUGCUAGUGAGGCCGCUGGUCUUUUGAAAUGGAAGGCCAUCUUUCAAAACCAGAACAAUAGCUUGCUAGCCUCGUGGAACCUCCAUUCCAUCAACUGCAAGAAUUCUUCCAACCUUCCAUGCACUUGGGCUGGCAUUUCAUGCAUUAAUGGAAGUGUCAGCAAGUUGAAUCUCUCAGAGUACAGCAUAAAAGGUAGCCUUUAUGACUUCCCAUUUUCAACCCUCCCAAAUCUUGAAUAUCUUGAUCUUAGCCUGAAUCAGAUCUUUGGCAGCAUACCUCGUGAAAUAGGUAACCUGUCCAAGCUCAUUUAUCUUGAUUUCUCAGUUAAUGAGUUGUCAGAAGAAAUCCCACCUGGAAUAGGAACUCUGCAUAAUUUGAUUAAACUUUUUCUGGAGGACAACAAUUUAACAGGUCCAAUUCCAUCCACUUUUGGCAACCUCACCAAGCUAGUGAAGUUAUAUCGUUUUCAAAAUCACCUAUAUGGUCCCAUUCCCCCCGCGAUGGGAUAUUUGAUCUCACUCCAGUUUCUUAUGUUGUAUCAAAAUAAUCUUACUGGUGCAAUCCCAAAUUCACUGGGUAAUUUGACCAAUUUAACUCAUCUGUAUCUCUAUGAGAAUCAACUUUCAAGUCCAAUUCCAAAAGAUUUGGGUGGUCUCAAAUUCCUUACCGAAAUGGAAAUAGGUCAGAACCAACUUAAUGGUUCUAUUCCUGUUUCAAUUGGUAAUUUGAGUAACUUAAAUGAAUUGCAUCUUCGAGAGAACCAAUUUUCUGGUACAAUUCCAGAAGAGCUUGGAAACCUGAAAAAGUUGGUAGUUUUGGAUUUGGAUCAAAAUCGGUUUUCUGGUCCAUUGCCAGAUCUACUAUGUCAAAAUGGAACCCUCCAAAUUAUUACUGUAUCUGAGAACAUGCUUACAGGUCCAAUCCCUAGAUGCUUGAAAAAUUGCUCAAGCUUAAUUAGGGCCCGCUUCAAUGGGAACCAUUUCUAUGGUAACUUGUCGGAAAUGUUUGGCAUCUAUCCUUUCCUGGAUUUCAUAGAUCUGCGGGACAACGAAUUCUAUGGGGAACUCUCUAGCAACUGGGGAAAAUGCAAAAUCUUGACGGCCCUGAUGGUUGGAAAGAACAACAUCACAGGUGGUAUACCUCCAGAAAUUGGAACUUUAACUAAAUUACAAGCGCUUGAUCUUUCUUCAAAUUAUUUAUCUGGGGAGAUACCAAGAGGAGUUGGGAAGUUGGCUUCUAUGCUUAAUCUAUAUUUGCAUGACAACCAACUCACUGGCAGUAUGCCUCAGGAGUUGGGAAUGCUAACAAAACUUCUUUAUGUAGACCUGUCCACAAACUCCUUUAAUGGACCUAUUCCAGAACAUUUGGGAGAUUUGAGGAGAGAUACCAUCUGA